Messenger RNA from Sphenostylis stenocarpa, 390 nucleotides. The record is from the annotation of a GenBank genome assembly. NCBI's taxonomy places the organism in Eukaryota, Viridiplantae, Streptophyta, Magnoliopsida, Fabales, Fabaceae.
AUGUCAUUCCAAGAAAUGCCUUUUUGGUACUUGGUGGGUGGUGCAGUGUGCCAUUGGAACGGUGGACCAAAAUACUUGGUGGGAAAGGGUAAUAAAGGGGAGGGACGAAUCAAAGCGACAAGGGCUGAAUCUCAGUGGAUCGUGGCAGCAAGGCCACUCUGCCACUUACAAUACCCCGUCGCGUAUUUAAGUCGUCUGCAAAGGAUUCUACCCGCCGUCCAAUGGAAAUUGCGCUUCAAGGCGUCCCGCAAGGCUGAUCCGCCUCACGAGGGUCACCCACGGCACGUGCCUCCGGGGGCCGAGGCCCCCUACCGCUGGUCGGCAAGCGAACGACGGGCGCACGCUGUCGCUUCUAGCCCGGAUUCCGACUUAGAGGCGUUCGAGUCAUAA